AUUCGUUUCCCUUUGCGCCCAGUUCUCCAUCUCGCAUCGGAGUCUCUGUGCGAUCCUUUCAACCCCGUCAUCCAAGUGUCUUGUCGCCUUCCGUGCGACCACAAUCGAAGAUGGCGUCGACUGACUUUAAGGCAAAGCAGGAGAGACUGCCCGUGACGGUCUCCAAGCCCACUCCAUACACAUUUGAUCUCGGCCACCUGCUUGCGAACGAUCCCAACCCGCUCGAGAUCUCCCGCUCGGAACCGCUGGACGUCUCUCUAAAGGCCGCAGCCCGGGAUGGCACUCAGUCUCUCCUCAACCAGCUUUUGACCACCUGCCCGAUCAGCUCCUCCCAGCAGGGAGUCCUUCUGUCCCUCCCCUCCCCGGCCACCGUGCUCCCCCGCCACAAGCCUUUGCCUACUCCCAAGCCGCCGACCAAGUGGGAGCUGUUCGCCCGCAAGAAGGGUAUUGGCAAAUUUAGCAGCAAGCCCGGUGCUGCAUUGGCCGACAAGGAGCGCCGCAAGAAGUUGGUCUACGAUGAGGAGAAGGGCGAGUGGGUGCCUCGCUGGGGCUACAAGGGAAAGAACAAGUCGGAUGAUGAUUGGCUGGUUGAGGUGAACGAGAAGGAUUGGAAGAAGGAGGAGGAGGCGGCAGCGAAGGGAAGCUCGAUUCGUGGAAUAUCGCGUGCCGAACGCAAGGACAGGAUACGCCGUAACGAGCGGAAAAUGAGAUCCAAUGAGCGCAAGACUCGGAAGUCUGGUGGUGGAUAAAGGGUGUCGUGUGUGUCUGAUAACGAUUCGACAAGUCGAUGAGGUUGUAACAUUUUUCAAUCUUGCCUCGUUUUCGUUCUUUCACUGGGGCUUAUCAGGGCGUUUGGUUUGGAGUCGCUGGUCUUGGAUGUCAACGCUGCCCGAUUGGACCAUUGUCUCCCGGGCUCAAAAAGCAAUAUCACAAUUUACUACCCCUAUUUUCUUUUUCAUAGCUUUAUUUGUUCCCGUUUGCAUGAGGUCCACAACCGGGGGCUGAGUUCUGACCUUGCAUGUACUAGAUAGUCCACGGUGUCCUGUAGAACGCGACAAAUAGAUCAUUCAGUCUUUCGAAGUUUCAAUUCGAUGCAUGGCCAGUCG
This is a messenger RNA of Aspergillus sclerotioniger CBS 115572, 1106 nucleotides long. Its product is annotated as ribosome biogenesis protein RRS1. The coding region runs from base 111 to 749 and encodes 212 amino acids. Gene Ontology annotation, cellular component: preribosome, large subunit precursor; nucleus; nucleolus. The transcript has 2 exons. The record is from RefSeq and is a predicted model, not a curated record. Lineage: Eukaryota; Fungi; Ascomycota; Eurotiomycetes; Eurotiales; Aspergillaceae. Gene Ontology annotation, molecular function: protein binding. Gene Ontology annotation, biological process: ribosome biogenesis; endonucleolytic cleavage in ITS1 to separate SSU-rRNA from 5.8S rRNA and LSU-rRNA from tricistronic rRNA transcript (SSU-rRNA, 5.8S rRNA, LSU-rRNA); ribosomal large subunit export from nucleus.